AUGUCGGUGUCAGUCUAUAAUAGCUAAGAGAAAAUUAAACCAAGUAAUUAAGCUAAACAUUUCCAAAAUAGCGAAUUUAUCACUUGUUAAGAUACUAAUAAUAGCAUAUCAGUUGUCUAAACUGUUAGAAGAUAUAGGAGUAAGCUCAAAAAACUUGUUUAACAUAAUUGGGAUAGGAGUGAAAUUAAUUCUAGAGAUCCACGAUAUUUCUUUUUUAAAGAGCCUUCUGCUUCCAUCAAACUUAAUAAUCUCCAAGAUAAUUAAGAGUAAGUAGAUAAACUUUUAGAAGACAGAAUUAAAUAACUUAUGACUAAAGUUUAAGUGCUCAUAUCUUCUUAAUCUUUUUAUCAAUAAGGAAAAUAUUAAGCUCGCCUAAAUGUGAACCUUGUCAAAUUGCAGGAUGAAUACGAUGUAUUAUUUUGA
Molecule: messenger RNA, 423 nt
Organism: Paramecium tetraurelia
Lineage: Eukaryota; Ciliophora; Oligohymenophorea; Peniculida; Parameciidae
Exons: 1
Source: RefSeq, a predicted model, not a curated record